Messenger RNA from Asparagus officinalis (garden asparagus), 1290 nucleotides. Its product is annotated as PI-PLC X domain-containing protein At5g67130-like. The transcript has 8 exons. Lineage: Eukaryota; Viridiplantae; Streptophyta; Magnoliopsida; Asparagales; Asparagaceae. Gene Ontology annotation, biological process: lipid metabolic process. Bases 276 to 1151 code for a protein of 291 amino acids. The record is from RefSeq and is a predicted model, not a curated record. Gene Ontology annotation, molecular function: phosphoric diester hydrolase activity.
CUCUCCAGGAACUCUACACAGCGGCUCUCUCACUCUCUCUCCUCUUCCUCUCCGCCUCGGCCCAGGCCGGAGGAGAAUGCGCCAGCACCCAGAUCCAGCCGACCGAUCCCAGAACGAAGGGGAAGGAUUUGCCAUUUAAUAAAUAUUCGUGGCUGACGACGCAUAACUCGUUUGCGGUAACGGGCGAGAAAUCGGCGACGGGUUCGAGCCUGCUCGCUCCGACGAAUCAACUGGAUACCGUCACCGCCCAGCUCAAGAAUGGAGUCAGGGGGCUAAUGCUGGAUAUGUAUGACUUCCAAAAUGAUAUUUGGUUAUGCCACUCUUUUGGAGGCAACUGCUACAACUUCACAGCCUUUCAACCAGCCAUCAAUACACUGAAAGAAAUCCAAUCCUUCCUCGAAUCAAACCCUUCUGAAGUCGUCACCAUCAUGAUCGAAGAUUAUGUCAAGUCCAAAAAUGGCCUGAGCAAAGUCUUCAACGCUUCAGGCCUCACAAAAUACUGGUUUCCAGUGUCUCAAAUGCCUAGAAAUGGUGGAGACUGGCCUUUGCUGAGCGAUAUGAUAAAAAAGAACCAAAGAUUGCUAGUGUUCACAUCGAAAAAAGCAAAGCAAGCUUCAGAGGGGAUUGCUUAUGAAUGGAACUAUAUAGUCGAGAAUCAAUAUGGCAGCGAUGGUAUGAAGGCAGGAAAAUGCCCGAAUAGAGCAGAAUCAUCUCCUAUGGAUACGAAAUCAAAAUCCCUCGUGCUCAUGAAUUAUUUUCCAGAUAAUCCUAAUGCAACGGAGGCUUGUAAGGAUAAUUCAGCCGCACUUGUUAGCAUGCUUAAUACUUGCCACACUGAUGAUGGCGACCGUUGGCCUAAUUAUAUUGCUGUUGAUUUCUACACGAAGAGUGAUGGAGGUGGAGCCGCACAAGCGACGGAUACGGCUAAUGGGCAUAUGGUUUGUGGCUGUGACAACAUUGUCUAUUGCAAGGCAAAUGCCACAUUCGGAACUUGUGAUGAUCCGCCUCCAGCACCCAGAUCGCCACCAGCAACCACGGUCACGCCUCCAGGCACUUCGUCUUUCACAUCAGAUGCUUCGAUAACAUCGACGACUUUCUUACGGGGGGAACUGAUCGCAACAUUGUCAAUUGCAGUAGUUUUGUUGUUAUGAUUUACUUUUGUAGUAUUCAAAGUUUUUUUUUUGAUCCCACGUCAUGAUUUACUUGAUAGUCGUAACAUUUUAAAUCUUUGUAAACACAAACUCAUCAAUUAUUUCCCACUAGGCAGAACAUCAGUAAAGAGAUUUUCCA